AUGAACUUAUUGAAUGUGGUAACUUGCUUAAAAUCGUUGGUUGUUUAAAUUUUAAGGCUAACAAAAAUGGUAAACAUGAUGCAUAAACAGAAUAAACAAUCGCGAGCUUCAAAAUCUGCGCUGCUGUUCUUGUACAAUUGUUAUUAUAUAUGAAAUUUCUGAUGAUUACUGAAUUUCAAUACCCUCUUAGUAUUUUCGACGAUUAAUGUCUCAUUAAUUGAAAAUGAGUUGCCGUCCCUGGGCGGUGUAUGAUAUGUUUCAAAUUUCAUUUGUUAAAAUCUUGACCAAUAUGUUUGUGUUCAUCUUGAUUUUUGAUUUGCUCAUAUUUGUAUAUUGUUCUAAUCUUUGUUUUAUUUUUAUUCCAUGAAUCCAAAUGAAUUUUAUUCAAUUUUGUUGUUGGGUGAUGUAAUUUUGUUAUUUCAACAUUAUUGCAUAAAAGAUCAUGUCAAAUUAUACUUGAAAGUUGAAACCCUUUCCUCCUUAUAAAAUGGAGGGUGAUUGAUGAUGGCCGGGUGGGCUGUGGUUUCAGACAAUCUCUCUUCCAAAUUUCCAAUCUCUUCAAGUGCAAAACCUGUAGUUCUCUCUUCCCGUUUUCCCCACUGCGCCCUCUUCUUCCCUGUCUGUUCAAAUUCUCACAUUCGGGGCGCAGAAGCACAAGAAGAGAAAGGGAGAGGGCGGAUAAAGGCUUCGGGGGUUUGGCUUUGGUCCCUUCCAUCUUUCUCUCUCCAUCUAGCUCUGAAACCCUUCAUUCAGCUUUGUCUCCCCCUCUCCCUUUCUCCAUCUCGUCUCUGUAUCCCCCCGCCAAAGCUUUGUUUCCGCUUCUUCAAUCAAUCAAUGCAAUCUUCAUGCGAGGCAAAUUGGAGAUUCAAGGGUUUAGGCUCAAACGUACAGAGAAUAAGCUAUCCGGUUCAAGAGAGGCAUUGAUUUCCCACCUUUGUAAUGCAGUUGUGAUUUGUGAUUUUAUCGGCUUUUGAAAUAGUUGGCUUGGCUUUUUGUAUAUUAUGAUUCUAUAAUACCAUGUGCUAUAUGCUAUUUGUAUGAGUCUGUAUUACAAUCACAUUACUUGUUUGAGGAUUAGGGUUUUUGAGGUCAAAGGGCAUUGGUUUCUGGAUAUGUAUGUGUUCCAUUACUGGUUUUUAGAUUUGGGUAUUUGAGGCUAAAGGGUAUUGGUAUUUGGGUGUGUGAUUUGGCUGAGAUAUGAGUCGGAGGGUACGGAGAAAGGUGGCGAGACGGGGAAAGGAGAAGGCGGCUUUGCCAAGUUACAUUGAAAUUGAGGAUGAGGGCUUGAGUUCAGAGCGAAAGGGGCUGGUGGAUUGGACCAGCUUGCCUGAUGAUACAGUGAUUCAGCUGUUUUUGUGUCUGAAUUAUCGUGACCGGGCAAGCUUGUCAUCAACAUGUCGAACAUGGAGGACUCUGGGAAUAUCUCCAUGUUUGUGGCGCACAUUGGAUCUUCGUGCCCACAAAUGUGAUGCUGCUACAGCAGCUUCACUUGCAUCUCGGUGUGCAAAUCUUCAGAAGCUUCGGUUUCGUGGUGCUGAGUCUGCUGAUGCUAUUAUAAAUCUUCAAGCUAGGAAUUUGCACGAAAUCAGUGGUGAUUACUGUCGUAAAAUUACUGAUGCUACUCUUUCGGUCAUUGCGGCUCGUCAUGAGGUGCUUGAGAGCCUCCAACUUGGACCAGAUUUUUGUGAAAGGAUUACUGGCGAUGCUAUCAAAUCGAUUGCUCUUUGCUGUCCUAAAUUAAGGAAACUCCGGCUUUCAGGCAUUCAGGAUGUUGAUGGAGAUGCCAUUAAUGCUUUGGCUAAGCAUUGCUCAGAUUUGACUGAUGUAGGAUUCAUGGACUGUCAGAAAGUUGAUGAGAUGGCAUUGGCAAAUUUACUAUCAGUUCGAUUCCUCUCAGUUGCUGGGACAUCAAAUGUGAAGUGGAGUUCAGUUUCACACCUUUGGAGUAAGCUGCCUAACUUGGGUGGGUUAGAUGUUUCAAGGACUGAUGUUGGUCCAAGUGCUGUUCUGAGGUUGCUCUCAUCAUCACAGAGCUUGCGGGUCUUGUGUGCCUUGAAUUGUCACCAUCUCGAAGAUGACUCUAACUUUGUUGCCCAUCACAAAUAUAAAGGGAAAUUGUUACUUGCCCUUUUUACUGAUAUUUUCAAGGGAUUAACUUCUUUACUUGCGGAUACUAUGACGGAGAGGAAUGUAUUUACAGACUGGCGGAAUUCAAAUAGCAAGGAUAAGAACUUGGAUGAGAUGAUGGCUUGGCUUGAAUGGAUCUUAUCCCACACUCUUUUGCGUAUAGCUGAGAGUAAUCCACAAGGUUUGGAUAAUUUCUGGCUGAAGCAAGGUGCAGCACUGUUGCUCAGUUUAAUGCAGAGCUCACAAGAGGAUGUCCAAGAAAGGGCAGCAACUGGACUUGCAACUUUUGUUGUCAUUGAUGAUGAAAAUGCUAGUAUUGAUUGUGGGAGGGCGGAAGCAGUUAUGCGGGAUGGUGGCAUACGCCUCCUUUUGGACCUUGCGCGAUCCUGGAGGGAGGGGCUUCAGUCAGAAGCUGCAAAGGCUAUAGCAAACUUGGCUGUAAAUGCUAAUGUUGCAAAAUCUGUUGCUGAAGAAGGAGGAAUCAAUAUCCUUGCUGGUCUAGCAAAGUCUAUGAACAGGUUGGUUGCCGAAGAGGCUGCUGGAGGACUCUGGAAUCUUUCUGUUGGGGAAGAGCACAAGGGUGCCAUUGCGGAGGCUGGUGGUGUGAAAGCAUUGGUUGAUCUUAUUUUUAAAUGGUCAUCUGGCGGUGAUGGAGUUCUGGAGCGUGCUGCUGGGGCACUAGCAAAUUUGGCAGCUGAUGAUAAGUGUAGCAUGGAGGUUGCACUGGCAGGUGGUGUACAUGCUUUAGUAAUGCUUGCUAGGAGCUGCAAGUCUGAGGGAGUGCAGGAGCAGGCUGCUCGUGCUUUAGCUAAUUUGGCUGCUCAUGGGGAUAGUAACAGUAACAACGCCGCUGUUGGACAAGAGGCAGGUGCUCUUGAAGCACUUGUGCAACUUACAUGUUCUUCUCAUGAAGGUGUUAGGCAAGAAGCUGCUGGUGCACUCUGGAAUUUGUCAUUUGAUGACAGAAAUCGAGAAGCUAUUGCAGCAGCUGGUGGUGUUGAGGCCUUGGUGGCUCUUGCACAAUCCUGCUCGAAUGCUUCCCCAGGUCUUCAAGAGAGGGCUGCAGGUGCUCUUUGGGGGUUGUCAGUAUCAGAAGCGAAUAGCAUUGCUAUUGGACGAGAAGGCGGUGUUGCACCUCUUAUUACACUGGCACGUUCUGAGGCAGAAGAUGUGCAUGAGACUGCCGCAGGAGCUCUUUGGAAUCUUGCUUUCAAUGCUGGCAAUGCUCUUCGAAUAGUGGAGGAGGGGGGAGUUCCAGUCCUUGUUCAUCUCUGUCAUUCAUCAGUAUCGAAAAUGGCACGCUUCAUGGCUGCACUAGCAUUAGCAUACAUGUUUGAUGGAAGAUUGGAUGAAGUAGCAUUGAUAGGAACUUCAUUAGAAAGCACUUCAAAGAGUGUGAGCUUAGAUGGGGCUAGGAGGAUGGCCCUGAAGCAUAUUGAAGCUUUUGUUCUCACCUUUUCUGAUCCACAUGCAUUCUCUGCUGCCGCUUCAUCAUCAGCCCCCGCAGCAUUGGCUCAGGUGACAGAAGCUGCUCGAAUUCAAGAAGCAGGACAUCUGAGAUGCAGUGGAGCUGAGAUUGGAAGAUUUGUUGCCAUGUUACGAAAUCCUUCCUCUGUGCUCAAGGCAUGUGCUGCCUUUGCUCUUCUCCAGUUUACAAUCCCUGGUGGCCGGCAUGCCAUGCACCAUGCAAGUCUCCUGCAGAAUGCUGGAGCAGCACGGGUUCUGCGUGGUGCUGCUGCAGCAGCAACUGCCCCAGUUGAAGCCAAAAUCUUUGCAAGAAUUGUACUUCGCAACCUUGAACACCACCAGUUAGAACCUUCAAUAUUAGAGACUAAAUUCAGCUGUCAAGGAAAAUAAUUUCACCCUUCCAGUCACCGAUCGAAGCCGUCAUUUCAGCUUACCUUCUUGGAUUGGCAGUAAAUGAGGCAUAAGAAUAUAUACAUAUGUAUGUAUGUAUGCACUCAGAUCUGUGUAAACUCAUACAAGGGACCAAUACAUGUCCUCAAGGCAACUCUGCGCCAUCUUUGUUCUGUUCCACCACCUCUUUGUAAGGGAUUUAAGAUUUCAUAUUUUGUUAGGAAAUGCUUCUUUCUCCCUUUAUGUACCCUUUGUGUUCAAUCUUAUGCUGAAGAUACAUCUAGCAGGCGAUUGACUCAACCAAUUCCUCUUAUUUUCUUUUUAAUUUUGGUGGUUUUGUAGUCAUUGUGAUAAUAGAUUUUAUAUAUAAAAUAUAUGUUGAAGUUGUUUUGGAAUUA
Messenger RNA from Malania oleifera, 4382 nucleotides. RefSeq names its product protein ARABIDILLO 1. The record is from RefSeq and is a predicted model, not a curated record. Gene Ontology annotation, molecular function: protein binding. NCBI's taxonomy places the organism in Eukaryota, Viridiplantae, Streptophyta, Magnoliopsida, Santalales, Ximeniaceae. The coding region runs from base 1198 to 3984 and encodes 928 amino acids. The transcript has 12 exons.